Meloidogyne enterolobii is the source of this 306-nucleotide messenger RNA. The record is from the annotation of a GenBank genome assembly. Lineage: Eukaryota; Metazoa; Nematoda; Chromadorea; Rhabditida; Meloidogynidae.
AUGGGAACCAACAAGCAAAUACUUCUUGAAUUCUCUGGUGGUCUUGAAGUAAUUUUUGAUGGAAAGAAAGAAUGCAAAAUUGAAUUAUCUACAACAAAGUUGACAAUAAAGGGAUUAUUGGAAUGGAUGGAACAAAAUAUGUUAAAAAAUAAUGAACGCAAAGAUAUGCUUAUUCAAAGAAACACAGUGCGGCCAGGAGUUUUAGUACUUGUUAAUCAAACAGAUUGGGAAAUUAUUGGAGGGAUGAAUGCUGAUUUAAACGAUGGAGACACUGUUACGUUCAUUUCUACAUUACAUGGAGGAUGA